This is a messenger RNA of Aspergillus uvarum CBS 121591, 2116 nucleotides long. RefSeq lists its product as uncharacterized. Bases 20 to 1933 code for a protein of 637 amino acids. The transcript is spliced from 3 exons. NCBI's taxonomy places the organism in Eukaryota, Fungi, Ascomycota, Eurotiomycetes, Eurotiales, Aspergillaceae. The record is from RefSeq and is a predicted model, not a curated record.
CUCGCAGAAAUUUCUAAAAAUGGACAAUAGCGGCGAUGGCCCUCUUCAGGUUCCCGGAUUUAAUGAUAUCCCUCUAUACUAUGAGCUACCCAGGGGCUCUCGCUUCGCAUAUGGAAUUGCAGACUGGAGACAGCGUCUACAACUGACCCUGCGGGAGGUUUGUAUGCUACAGUUCAUAUCAUACGUCACGGAGCAGCCAGACUGGGAAAAUAAAUGCGACGACCCCGAUACCCUCGAGACAUGGCGGGUUAAAGCCAAUACUGUUUUCGACCUGGAUCAACCAUGCUGGGAAUGGUGUCACGUGGCAGUCUUUGAUGCGGACUCUCGAGUUAUUAAGGCGGAAGUUGAUGCGCCCGUGGAGGCUGGUCUUCAAGGCCCCAUCCGGCAUGUAGUUGAUCCAUCUAUGUAUCCUCUUGUGUAUGGACGGACUAAGGUGCUCAUCGAUGGAGGCAAAGUGGACCUCGGCGGCUUGGGCUUAUAUGAUGAGUCUCGAUGCAAGACUGCUCCGAUUCCCGACAAGCUGCCCGAACAAGUCUAUGAACUACAUCCCAACGAAAGAAACUCAAAUGAUGGUCGAAGGAUGGGGAAGCCUAAAUACUGGUCAAACAACUUUCAGUGGCUUCCGUGCGAAGUGAAGCUUACGGGUCGAGACAAGACCGAGAUUACCUCCUACAUCAACGGCCUGAAUCCUAAAGAAAAAGGGACUUACCAAGCACUUGAGAGACUCAUCUCGACCACCAUACAGCCGUGGAAUGAGAUGCUUAUUCUCGGAAAGCAAGGCCGAACACCGAUCCGCAUUCGAACCUAUGACUUCGAGCGUGAAAGCACUGAGCUACCACGGGCUUAUCACCUUCUUAACGCCACAAGAUCAUUUGAUAUGAACUUUGCUGAGGAGACAUGGGCAGAAAUCCGCUUACAAACCAGAGAACACCUCAGUCUGCCCGAGCAUGAAAAGCGGUACCAAAUUUUCCCAACAAAAUCUAAAGUCAAAGAUCUUCUUGCCAGUAUGGAGCCGUGGCACUGGAGUUCGCGCACCACUCUCCAAGACUUGAUGUGUGAGAAGAGUAAACGAUUGUCUAUUUUCAAAGGUAUUGAACCUGGUAUUUCAUUCACGUAUGAUGAGUGGAGAACAGGGGAAAAUACUGGGCGGGCAAUUCGACCCAAAGUCAAUGAUAGCAAGCGCUCCGGAGACCCGCCUCUUCCUGACCCCGAUCAUCAGUACUAUUCUGUAUCUCUUCAAGAUCAAUUUCAGGGGCUUCAGGUCAUUAUUCGGGCUUCUAGUAUUGAGCUUACCCCGGAGCAGCCCCUUUAUGCUGGAGAUCCCGCCUUCGGUGUCCCCGGCAUCCUCAAUGAGCACAUUGUCGCGACAACCAUGUGCUAUAUUGAUGUAGACAAUGUCAAAGAUGCUAAGCUUUCAUUUGAGCACGAAACAAGACUUGAUAUACUUGGCUUCAAUCCUGAUAACUGUUUUGUUAUGGAUCGAGUUUUUGGUAUCCCUGAACAGCCCAUCGCUCUUGACGAGGACAACAGGCCACCACCGGCCCUGCAAAUACUGGGAUCUAUUCCCAUCUCACGGGCCGGGGCACUUCUCGCUUGGCCUUCUACUCUGCGGUCUAAAGCCGAAUCUUUUACUCUGCACGAUCCCGCAAAGCCCGGUCGUCUUAGGUUUGUGACCCUCUGGCUGGUGGAUCCUCACUACCGAAUCUGCUCCACCCAGAAUGUUCCACCGCAGAACCCCACCUGGAUACAGAAGGGACCGAACAAGGGAUUCGAGGAGACGCGGGGUACUGGGCUCAUGAUGCUGGAAGAGGCGAUCCAAUUUCGGAAGCGAAUGAAGGAGGAAAGAGCCAUUAUUGCCCAGGAAUUUCAUCGUGAUGGCCAUGGCUGGCAUACUUUGUUUGAUGACUUCUGUUAUCUGAUUUAUCCUGAUUAAUCAGGCUCAAGUUGUUUUGCGCCUUUUCCUCUUCUCCCCUCUCCUCCCAGAUCGCGUGUUGCGGGCAAUGCCAGACAGCAUUGCAAGGCCACGUUAUAUCAAAGUGUCUUAACGAGCAUAGAUUACCAAUCCACUUCCAUGGUCUGAAGCAGUUUGACAUGAUAGCAGAGGGAUGAGACCAAC